AUGGGGGCUGCUCUCUCCACCGGAGCAGUUGUAGCAAUUUCUUUUAACUGUGUUAUCGUGUUGCUCAUCCUCAUCCUCUUCCUCAUCCUUUGCAAGGCCUGCAGGACCCCCUCAUGCCCCAGGAAGAGCCCAGCUUCUGAUGUGGAUGAGGCAAGGAAUGAAGAAAAGUACCUGCUGCAGCCCUGAGCUGCCUGGGGACUUGGGUAACCGGCUGUGCUGAAGACACCACACCAGCCUGGAUGCCUGUGCUGGGACUGGGGUGCUGGAUGGGGCAGGAUGAGAGUAAAGGGGAUGUCAAGCUGCUCUCAGGGGCCACGGUGUGGGGCAUAGCCUGUUGCCUGCAUGGUUUUGGUGUGUGAAGUCCCUGUGGAUGCCCACAGUGACCAUGGGGAUGGAGCAAGAGUGGCUGGGGAUGCGCUACGGGGACAAUCCUGCCUGUUCCAGUGGCCAGCGAGUGUAGCAGGCGCCCUGCCCUCAAGCACACCCCGUGUUCAUGGCCCGGGCCAGUGGUCACCGUGUCGCAGACCUGAGCAGGGCUGGUCAGGGGCUCACAGCAGGGCUGGCACAGGCGCCUGUCCCCGAGCAGGCCCCACCAGCAGAGCAGGUUCGGGUGUCUUUGGGGAUGGCCCUGGGGUGCUGUGUAGCCACAGCCUCCGAAGGGCAUUUGGCACCCGUCUGCUCUGGCAGGCAGUUUAACGAGCCAUGAGAGGGUCUGCAUGGUCUGUCUGUUUGUCCCGGGUCUGUCUGUUAGUCCCCUCCAGCGUUAGCACUAACACUGCCAGGCAAAUGGCUGCGUGUCUGUGCCUCCCCUCCUGCCUGCUCCCAGCUGAGGUCAGCCGGUGGGAUUUGACCUGCCUGCAGGCAGCAGCAGAUGUACCCCCAUUGGCAUCCGCAUCCCUGUCUAGAGCAGACUGGGACGGCUUUUUGCUGCGGAGGUGGGAGACACAGGGAGAGAUGAGGGUGCCGGGCCAAACAGCACUGAAGGGUCUUCCAGCCCCGAUGCUCCCCAGGGACCACAGUGGCUCUGUGGGGAGGGAUGCUGGUAGUCUGGCUUGUCUCCAAGCCCGGCAGCUGCCUGCACCUGCCCUGCCUGCAGGGCUGUGGGUUCCAGAAGGCUCUGCCCUGCCCGCCCCAGAGCUGAGCAAUAGCCAAGGUCCCUGCUGGCACAGCCGCUGCAAUAUGGGGAUAGAGGGGUGGGCUGUGCUGGGAUCCACACGGUCCCUGUGUGGGCUUGGUCAGGCUGGGCAGAGCCUGCGGUUCCUCCCCCUGUCAGGUAUAGCUAACGCAUCCCUUUGCAGCCGUGUUUUUACUAGACUAAUAAACUGAUUGUAGGACCCA
Columba livia (rock pigeon) is the source of this 1338-nucleotide messenger RNA. RefSeq names its product energy homeostasis associated (gene ENHO). The transcript has a single exon. Lineage: Eukaryota; Metazoa; Chordata; Aves; Columbiformes; Columbidae. The coding region runs from base 1 to 186 and encodes 61 amino acids. The record is from RefSeq and is a predicted model, not a curated record.